AUGAGCGAGCUGCUCGACUACAUCCUUCGGCACGAGGAUGCGUUCAGAAGAAACCGCCUGCCGUCCCUCUACUCCGAUUUCGCCCUCCAGAAGAAAACCAACCCCGAUGGGUAUGCCAUCAAUGUCGCCGCCUGGGAACAAGCACUGAACCGCGCUGCAAAGCGUGGAUACACUUCUUCGCGGGGUGUGCGCGUACGCUCCGGGUCAGCAUCGUCACAGAAUAUCGGUAGACCGAGUCGCAAGAAGACGGAUCAUCUCAUUCUUCGGACGGAUGAGUCACUAUUACGAGAUCUCGAACUUCCAGAAUUGGGGAGGCCAGUUGCGCUUGGAGCUGUCUUUAACGAGGCAAUGAAGAAGCGAACCAUGGUGCCCUUGCCGAUGUACAAGACCGACGCAGGGUUCCUGAAGAAGACCCAGUGGGAAAUAAUUGACCCCGGGGCUUUGAACCCUUGGAAUGUUAUGAGCUGGGGUCUGCGCCAGUUAAAGGGCAUUGUGGUGGGUUCAGAUGAAUCGGCACCCAAGUUGCAGGUCCAAGAGUUGGUCUUGGUGGAAAACUUACAGGAAGCAGCAGACUUGGUUGUCAAAAGGGCCGUUGGCCACAAGCCAUCAAAACUUGACCUUAUAUUUUCGAAAGAAAGCUUUGUCGAACAUUUCGCCGACGUGCUACAUGACAUUACAGAACUCUCAGAUUUAGACUUUGAUGUUCUUUUGACUUAUUUGUCUCGCGAUACUGGCAAGAUCGCAUAUGAUGGGAAGACUAUCAAAUUCAAGUCUGCAGAUGACUCGUCAUAUAUCACGCAACAAGAUACGACUAUUGCUUCUAUCAAGACCCUCGUCUCGACAAUGACAAAGCAGAUCGAGGGCCUGGAACAAAAGAUCGCAGAAUUGACAGCAUCUGCGAAAACGGCGCUGGCCAACAAAAACCGCAUUUCAGCACUUGGGGCAGUGCGUUCCAAGAAACUCGUUGAGCAUAAUCUGCAACAACGUCUAAAUGCCCUUGCGCAACUCGAGGAGGUCUAUUCCAAAAUCGAGCAAGCCGCUGGACAGGUCGAAAUCGUGCAAGUCAUGGAAGCGAGCACUGGUGUCCUUCGUGGCCUGCAUGCCCAAAUUGGAGGUGCAGAGAGAGUGGAAGAUGUGGUCGAGGAAUUGCGUGAGGAGAUGAGUAAGGUGGACGAGGUUGGCAGUAUCAUGAAUGAGACUGCGCCCGUAAUCGAUGAAGGUGAAAUCGAUGACGAGCUCGAGGCACUAGAGGAGAGUGGACGAAGGGUGAAGGAGGAAGAACAAGCGGAAGAGACACGGCAGAGACUGGCCGAGCUGGAUAGCUUGAAACAGGCAUCGGCCGAAGCAGCUCGUCAAGCAAAAGGAGACAAAGACGCCGAGGCUCUGUUGACUGGCAGACUGUCAAAUCUAUCGGUGGAAGACCGCCCAAUGGAAGCCAAGUAG
This is a messenger RNA of Penicillium argentinense, 1443 nucleotides long. Its product is annotated as putative vacuolar sorting protein SNF7 family protein. Gene Ontology annotation, biological process: late endosome to vacuole transport via multivesicular body sorting pathway; vesicle budding from membrane. NCBI's taxonomy places the organism in Eukaryota, Fungi, Ascomycota, Eurotiomycetes, Eurotiales, Aspergillaceae. The record is from RefSeq and is a predicted model, not a curated record. Gene Ontology annotation, cellular component: cytoplasmic side of plasma membrane; multivesicular body; ESCRT III complex. The transcript is spliced from 5 exons. The coding region runs from base 1 to 1443 and encodes 480 amino acids.